This is a messenger RNA of Belonocnema kinseyi, 654 nucleotides long. RefSeq lists its product as uncharacterized. The transcript has a single exon. The record is from RefSeq and is a predicted model, not a curated record. NCBI's taxonomy places the organism in Eukaryota, Metazoa, Arthropoda, Insecta, Hymenoptera, Cynipidae. The coding region runs from base 1 to 654 and encodes 217 amino acids.
AUGCUGUCGCAAAUAGCCAAGUUCUACGAUCCUUUGGGACUGUUAGCACCAGUUAUCAUUUAUGCAAAAAUAAAAAUGCAACAAUUGUGGAAAACUACAACAAAGUGGGAUGACCUUGUUCCCCCAGAAAUAUUAUCACCUUGGCGGCAGUACCAGAAACAAUUACAUCUGCUGAAUCAUUGGAAAAUUCCGAGAGCUGUUCAAGACCCAGGUGCAGAUGAACUUCAACUCCAUGGCUUUGCAAACGCGAGCGAAAGGGCUUAUGGAGCGUGCAUUUAUGUACGCUCAACAAGAGGAGACGAACAUCACUCUACGUUAUUUUGCGCAAAAUCCAGAGUUGCGCCAAUAAAGAAUUUAAGCAUGCCAAGACUGGAACUUUGUGUAGCGGUGCUCUUAGCUAACCUUUAUAAGACUGUAACGAAUUCUUUCAGCCUUAAAUUCAGUAAAACAAGGUUUUGGUCCGAUUCUACUAUUACACUCAAUCAGAUCAGCUCAUCUCCUCAUAAAUACAAGACUUUCUUCGCUAACAGAAUUGCUGAGAUACAAGAUCUUACUCCUGUAACAAACUGGAAAUACGUUUCAUCAAAGGAAAACCCUGCGGACUUCGUCUCGAGAGGACAGCUUCCUCAAGAAUUCAUCCACAACUUACUUUGA